AGGCUGCCACAAAGAAACAGAAGUAUGAGAAGAUCAGUGAGAAGAAGAUGUCAACUCCUGUUGAAGUACUUUGUAAAGUGAGUGCCUUGAACAAUGACAGUUUCUUUUAUACAGUAGGAGGUAUUCAGUGCUAUGGAUAUUAGUUUAAUGAUGUUAUGUGAAAAGUGAACUCAUUUUGACGUAUUGAGGUGUUUCAUUAACUUGCAUAUUUUGUUUGACUUCCAGGGUUUUCCUGCUGAAUUUGCAAUGUAUUUGAAUUACUGCCGUGGUUUGCGGUUUGAGGAGGCACCAGAUUACAUGUACCUUAGACAAUUAUUUCGAAUAUUGUUCCGCACAUUGAAUCAUCAAUAUGAUUACGUAUUUGACUGGACGUUACUCAAACAGAAGGCUGCACAGCAAGCUUCAAGUUCUAGUACGGCUGCGGCCACGCCGGGCACUGGUGCCAAGAGGCAUGAACGAGAGGCAAAGACUAGAGGUAAGAUCUAGACUAGAGUCGUAUCUAAAUGAUAAUAGACAGCUUAAGAUGGACGUUAACCACCAAACAGCAAAUUUCAGAUAGCCAACAGCAAAUGUCUAACCGCCAACAGCAACUUUCAGAUCGUAUUUUGAAGAUAAACAGUCAGCCAUUUGAAGAUAGGACAAUUUUUUCAUUAGAAUUGAAGCACGAGUUAGCACGAGUUUUGGGUUACUGCUGGUUGCACAACGUAUCUUCCCGUUGUCAAUUCAUAUCUCGCUGUUUUGUAAGGGAAGGGUUAGCAGACAUGAAUCUGUAUUCGUUGAACAAUCACCGCUGAUCCUAAACUCAGUAUGCAUUUUCAAGUACAUCUUCGUACUUCGUUCUCUUGUUCAAACUCUCUAUUGGUCAAAACGCGUCAUCUCAAUCGCGAAUACGAGGCUCUAGCCUGCAGGUGACGUGGUCUCGAUGACAUACAUUCAUGGGACAAUCUCCGUAUUCUAGUGUCUGGAACUGGUGCUGUAGACGGAUUUUCAGGUUUCGCGAUGGAAGAGUGCGGAAAAUUCGGGGGGAGUGAUUGGGUGGCCAAAAAGCUGCAGCAGAGGUCUGGGGGCACAGCUACCAACGAUUAAAUUAGUUCGAACAAAUUAGUUCGAAUUCUUUAUUUCAGUUAUACUACUGUAAUUUAAUCCAAUGAGCGUUUAAAUUUCUGGGGGGAGGGGGUGCAACUUGCUCUAGGUGGGAUGGGAAAACGUCCUGAGGAAAUGCGCACCCCCUACACAGUACACCCCCAGAAAAUCCGUGUAUGAGUGGUGCUAAUGUUUAAAUACCUGCGCUCUUUUCUAUCUAGGUCGCUAGGAUGUCAAGUAGUCGAUGGUUAUUAACAAGUUAAAUGGUCCUGACAUUGUUUUCACGAAACAAAAUCAUGCCAAACAUCGAACUACAAAUAAUUCUUUGGAUCAACUCCAAAUCUUACUUUUAGCGGCCAUGAUAAAACAUGACAGAAAAAAAAUACGUGUAGCACUUCUUUUUUGGAAUCGCAACAAGUUCUGGUUUCGAGUUGGAAUGUUUUUUAAUCUGUAAACUGGACUUGUUCACACUAUAUAUAUAUAUACUGUUCAUACGUCAUACUCAAUAGUGAAUAAUUAACACGAGUUAGCAAAUAUUUUAUAUUUUAAGUAUGGAUCACGGGAAAGGGUGGGGGUCAGUGUGUGUCAUGGUUGAUCACCACAAGUUCGCCCAACCUGGAAAAUGGCGGGGCCUAACGUCACUGAACUUGUGGAAAGCACGCUUGAAGGCCUGAUUUUCACGGGUGCUUUUUCUCGCGAAGAAUUUCGCCGUCGUUGAAAGGAGUAAUUUUUUCCCGUUGUUCCCCGCCAUUUUUCGGAGGGGGGGGGGGGGGCAGGAAUUUACAUUUACCAGCGCAUUAAUACUGAUUGCCCCCAAUUGGUAAACCCUCCCAGCUCGUUGGCCCAAGUUUUCUUCGACGAGUAAAAUGGAUUAUUGAGUAUUGAUAUAAAAAUGGGAGGACAUGACACAUGAAACACCUGGAGUGAACUCAACCCUGGUGGUGAAAGGUUUCACAUGCUGUUCGGCAACGUUUACUUCACGAUCUGUCAUGGUAUUUUAAUUUGAGAACUGAAUGAAUCCCAGCUAAAAGUUGACGAUUUCACAUAAAUCUCGUAUUAUGCCCGACCCAUCGUGUGUAAACGCAUACCUAACUAAACCCCAAUCUCGUGUUUUCAUAUGUCACAAUUCAUAGUUGUAUAAAUUAUGUAUAUUUUGUUUCUUAUUAAUGUUCUAUUAUUGUUAACUGGUCCAGGCUUGCAUUGCGUGAAGUUCACAAAUUAUGUACGUAGUAUGCUAGAUUCCAUUCCUUUGUACCAUAGUGACAUAGAAUAUACUAAAUAAGACGUACUGGUAUCUAAAGUGUGAUUUUUGUUUGGGUGAAUUAACUGAAUUUCUGUAUUACCAUCACGAGUAUUGGGUGCGAGGCAUCGAUCAACCAAGGCGGACCGAAUGUUGUAAAUCUUUUAAAAAUUUCAUUUUGUGAUGAUUCUUUUACGUACUUUAAGCUCAUUUUCCACUAGACGAAUUUGUUCGCGCGAACAGUAAAAAAGUAGGAACUGUCCAACUUUUUCGCGGCAAAUUUUUUCACUGACCAAUCACAUUGGUCAUUGCCAAGAUUUGUUUUUCGCUUCGCGCGAACAAAUUCGCCUAGUGGAAAAUGGGCUCUUAUGCUGAGCAUUGAUUUUCACACAAGUGUCCAACAAUGAUGAAUAAUUUUGGAGGAAACAUUUUGAAUAAACUCUGUUUGAGCAGUCUGUUUGAAGGAUCUAACUAAAUUUAUAUUGCAAAGUACGUCCACAACUCAAGCUAGAUGGAGUGAUACGAUUUCAUACACCUGUAAUAUUGUCUCUCACAAGAAUGGUUCAAAAAUGUGCUUGACAUCGUCAAUCUGGUCUUGUUUGAGUGGUAAUAAUGGUGAUCUAGUAGGUCCUCCGUAAUAUCCAAACAUUUCCAUAGCCGUCUUAAGACCUGCAAUUCCGUGUCUCGCUGUCACCUACAUUGAGAAGAUUUGACAAUGAGUAUAAAGAGAGUGCAAAUGACAUGUUAGUC
This is a messenger RNA of Paramuricea clavata, 3073 nucleotides long. The record is from the annotation of a GenBank genome assembly. NCBI's taxonomy places the organism in Eukaryota, Metazoa, Cnidaria, Anthozoa, Malacalcyonacea, Plexauridae.